UCAAUUUGUCUUUUGUGUGAGAUUAUGCCUUAUCCACACAACUUUGAUCUUUUCCAAAAGCUACGGUUUUUCCGUCCAAGGAUGCGAACGAGGCGCGACUUGCUGGCGUUCGAUCAGAGCGGAACACGACCCUCGUUCGGGUGAGGGAUUCUGGGAAGCUUUGUUCCCGAAAGGUAAUUGGGGUGAAGCUGACUUUGUGGCAGUGUAUGAGCUGGAACGUGAAGAAAGCGGAGGUGAAUGAAUUCGAGGCACUCUGAUUGAGUAGCUAAGAAGGAAACGCAGUAAAUAUAGCAGAGAGAGGAGGAAGAAGAAAUCCAACAGUGUUUAGCUCCAGAUCUCGGCUAGUACUUGCUCUCUCGUGAUUAGCUUUAGUUUGUCUCCUUCAUAUCCAGAGAAAUAUUUUUUUAAUAGUUUAAAUUUAUUUAUUUAGUUUUAUCAGGACGGAAGCCAACUCCCACCACCACCAUGUCUGGAUCACAAAUUCACCAUCGCAAUUUUUAAGAAGAAUCUGAGGCUGAAUGAUUCUGAACAUGGAGACAUAUAACGAAAACUCAUGCUACCACCAAACCAGUUUCUUAGACGAAAAAGGGAGGCUUAGGACUGUGAAGGUCCCUGUGGUUCAAGAACUAGCUCGCCAAGGACUCAAACACUUGCCUGAUAGGUUCAAGAGGCCAGACUCAACCGCAUUUGCCCACCAUGUGUUCGAGGAAAUUCCCUCAGUAAACUUAGCCACGUUGAAGGAAGGGUCCGAGUCCAUGGUUCGAGCAGAGGAGCUAGCCAAGUUAGCCGAUGCUGCGAGGGGUUUAGGAGUGUUUUUGAUUGUGGAUCAUGGGGUUCCCUUGGAAGUCGUGGAUGGUGCUAGGGAUGUUGUGAAGAGCUUCUUUAAGUUGCCUUUUCCGGAGAAGAAAGCUUGUGUAGGAACUUACAGUGAGAUAGAUAAUAUGGGAUAUGGCAGAAACUUUGUCAAGUCAGAAGAUCAGGCAUUAGAUUGGAUCGAUCGAUUGACUUUUCGAGUAGCUCCUCCUCUUGAGGAUGAUGAGGGACUGCGCGUUUGGCCCCUUAAACCAACCAAUUUCAGGGAAGCAAUGGAAAGAUAUGCCAGAGAAGCAAGAGGUGUAAUGGACUUCUUGCUUGUGGCUUUGGCAGAGGCUUUGUCUAUUGAAAGCCAUGAUGUUUUCCUCAAGUACUUUCAUCCUACAGAUAGUGAGAUCAAAGCCAGAGUGAACUACUAUCCACCAUGCCCAAGUCCAGAACUGGCCAUGGGUCUUAACCAGCACUCCGACGCUAGUGCCCUCACAAUCCUAGCUCAAUUUGGGUCCAGCCAAGGCCUUCAAGUGCUUAAUAAGGACCAGACAUGGAUCACUAUCUCAUGGCCACAAGACCAGUUGCUAGUGGUCGUUGGAGACUUGCUUGAGAUCAUGAGCAAUGGGCUUGUCCAUAGCACUUGGCAUAGGGCUAUUACCAAUAGGAGUGCAGAACGAGGGUCCAUUGCUUUGUUCUAUAGUCCACCACCAAGAACCCUAAUUGAGCCUGUGGCUGCAGAGGAAGAAACCUACGGGGAGGUGGUUGUGGAGGACUAUUUGAGGCAUUAUUAUAAGGUUGUUCCAACCAUGGAAAAAAUUGCUAUCAACUUUGCCAAGGUAAAUUAAUGCUUUGAAAUGAAUUUGGUGUGUGCGACAUUCUUAUUGUAAAGGGUGAUGUCUAGAAUCUAGUCAGAGGUAGAACCAUUAAAAUUUAAAUGAACUCUAAUAUACCACAAGGACACUUCAUUCCCUGACGAA
Molecule: messenger RNA, 1781 nt
Organism: Neltuma alba
Lineage: Eukaryota; Viridiplantae; Streptophyta; Magnoliopsida; Fabales; Fabaceae
Product: S-norcoclaurine synthase 1
Exons: 2
Coding region: 519-1649 (376 amino acids)
Source: RefSeq, a predicted model, not a curated record